CGCUGAUCUGACGACCCAGCGACGCUGAGAGAGUGAGAGAGAGAGAGAAGCGAGAGAGAGAGAGAGAGCAAGAGAGAGAGAGAGAGCGAGCGACGACCGCUGGACGUCAAACGGGGGUCGCUGCUGCUGCUGCUGCUGCUUUGAGGCGGGCUGGUGGCUGCUGUUCGCCUUGGCAUUUGUUGGCUGGAUUGUUGGAUGUUAUAGAGGGCUGUGUGGUCCGUGUGGCAGUGCCUUUGUCCAGCUCUUGGCUUGCUUUUGGCAACUCGGCUUGAUUUUGCGGACUUCAGGCAGCUAGGCGAUCAGGCACAAUGGAGAUUGUGUACGUGUACCAGAAGAAGCGCCGUGAUUUCGGCCGGCAGUGUGUUUUCACCGAUCGCAAGGCCGAAAUUCUGGCCGACAUCGAGCCCAAUCCCAGCCUGGCCAAGGACUACAUUGACCGCAACCCUGCCGAUAUUGCCGUGCAAAACACCCGUGAAUUCUCCGAACAUGAGGUGAAUACUGAGACGGCAGAGUUUACCGAGAACGGCAUGAACCAUGUUGAGGGUGGCUGGCCACGCGAUGUUGACUGCACCGAGGUGGAGCAGGUGAAUCGCUUCAGGAAGAAGAUUGAAAAGGAUGAAGGUUAUCAGCACCAGGUUCUCGAUGCGGCCAGCCAGUUGGAACAUUUGAUCCAACAGAACAAUGCCCUGGACAUUUACGAAGACUACUUCCCCGAGCCCAGCGUAGCUGCGGAGCUCGAGCCCCCGUCGGCGCGUACCAUCAACGUCUUGCGAGACCCUCAAAAGAUUGCCCGCUCUGCCAAUAGCUUGUCGUGGAACCCAGAUGGUAGCGGACGAUUGGCCGUGGCCUACUCGGUCCUCGAGUUUCAGCAAGCACCAGAGGGCAUGUCCUACGACUCAUACAUUUGGAACCUCGACAAGCCCAACGCGCCUGAGCAAACGCUGUCCCCUUCAUCACCACUCGUGAGCCUGCAGUACAACCCCAAGGACGUUCACGUCCUCCUGGGCGGCUGCUACAACGGUCAGAUUGCGCUUUGGGACGUGCGCAAGGGCUCACGGCCCAUGGCCACCACCCCGAUUGAGGCGAGCCAUCGCGAUCCCGUGCACGGUCUCUGCUACAUGUCCUCCAAAACUGGCACCGAGUUCUUCUCCACCUCCACAGACGGUCAGGUCAUGUGGUGGGACUCGCGCAAGCUGGAUGCUCCGACCGAGGUGCUGCAGCUUGACGUCAAUGAGCAGAUGAUGGGGGGUAUCGUCGCUGACUUUGAGUCAACCAUGCCCACCCGCUUCAUGGUCGGCACUGAACAAGGUGUCAUCAUCAACGGCAACCGCAAGGGCAAGUCCCCAGCGGAGAAGCUGGCCAGCACUUUUGAGGGCCACCACGGACCUGUCUACAGCAUUCGUCGCAAUCCCUUCUCUCCCAAGUACUUCUUGUCCGUGGGUGACUGGACCGCUCGCGUCUGGUGCGAGGACGUCCGCGAGUCGGCAGUUCUGUGGUCCAAAUAUUACCCUUGCUACCUCACCUGCGGCGUGUGGUCACACACCCGCCCCGCCGUUUCCUUUGUGGGUCGCUCGGACGGUGCUAUCGACGUGUACGACUACCUCUUCAAACAAGCCGAGGCUGCUCUCACCGUGCCCGUCAGCGACAGCCCCGUCCGCUCCAUCGCCGCUGCCGAAAACUCCAACGUCAUUGCCGUGGGCAGCAGCGACGGUGCCGUUACGCUGCUCGAGCUCAGCGAUGGUCUCGUCAACAUGCAGGGCAACAACGAGAAGGCCGCCAUGGCAGGCCUGUUGGAUCGUGAAACGUCGCGCGAAAAGUUGUUGGCUUCGCGGGUGCGCGAGCUGGCAUUGCAGCAGCGCAUUCGCUCGGCCCGCCCCGGUGGAACCCAACCCGUCCCCGACGACGAUGAAGAGGACCCCGUGGCAGCAGCCGAGAAGAACUUUUGGAGUUCGGUGGACCCCGACUACUACGAGAAGCAAAGCGCUAGCCGUCUCAGUGAGCCUGCCGUCAAUGCGGAGGCUUGAGCUGCCAAACAAGGACCAGCUCUAGGCCUGCGAUCGGACUGAGUAAUCGCCAGUGCUAAUUGCACUCUUGGUUUGCGUCGCGUCACCCUUGAGCUGUAGCCUGUUUGGCCUCUUUCCGCUCCCAGGGGGCGUGGAUUAAUUUCUCUUCCCCAUUGAUUGAUUGACAAAUGUUAUUGGUUGACAUGUGAAUUCAGAUUGUACCGUCCC
Monosiga brevicollis MX1 is the source of this 2231-nucleotide messenger RNA. RefSeq lists its product as uncharacterized. Bases 309 to 2024 code for a protein of 571 amino acids. Gene Ontology annotation, biological process: outer dynein arm assembly; cilium movement. Gene Ontology annotation, molecular function: dynein heavy chain binding; dynein light chain binding. The transcript has 7 exons. Gene Ontology annotation, cellular component: outer dynein arm. The record is from RefSeq and is a predicted model, not a curated record. NCBI's taxonomy places the organism in Eukaryota, Choanoflagellata, Craspedida, Salpingoecidae.